AUCAGGUGCCGUAUCUAACUUAGUUUAGAUAACCGUUAUUGGUCUUACGGAGUACUUCAAGAAGUCUGGUUCUCCUCUUAUAAAGGUCGGAAAAUUUUAACCUCAUUGUUAGUUGGUAUGUUAUGUCUUAGUUUAGAUGGAAUAGCGUUUGAAUCAAGGUAUGUUAUGUGUUAACUACAAAAUAUUAAACGAAUUUUCUAUGAACCAUUUUAGUUACAAAAUAUAAGAAAACUAAAACAUAUAUAUGUCGUUUAUAAAAAUAUAAAAUAAUUUAAGCCAAGCAGUAGAAAACUUGAACUUACAUCGCAUAAUUUUUACAACUCUUUUGAUUAAAGUUGGAAUAUUAUAAAUUAGUUAAAAGUUAUUAUACUGCAAAUUAUAUAGAGAAUCUAGCAAACUCUGGAGCUUGUAUUGAAAAUUACUUUUAAGUGACUCAAGUGUUGAGUAAAUCUGAAAUCCCAAAAUAAGAUAUGAGAUUCUAUUAAUAAAUUUACAAUAAAAAUCUAAACCUCUUUAACUAUAUACUAAAUUUGAAAUUGACUCUUACAUUAUUUCUCAUUUAAAUUGCAAAUAUUUGAAUUUUAAAUAACAAAAAUGACGUUCCUACACUGAUGAAAAUCUGGUGUGACUAUUUUUGAUGCUGAUGAUUAUUUCAACUAUGUUAAAUUGGAAUAUCAUAAAAUGUGUCCAAAAUUUCCAUGAAAUCGUUUCAUCUCUCCUUGUCUCAACAUGCAAGUCUUUCUUUCAUAAACUCAAAUAGUUAAAGUACCCAAAACACAAAUCAAAAUCAGUCAAAACUAGGGUAGAACACAGUCUACAUUUCUAGCAAUAAAAAAUAUCAAACAAAACCCUAAACCCAAAAUAAAUAAAUAAAUUAAAACAUAAAUCCAAAAAAAAUAAAGCCUACAUUUAAAAACUAAAAUCCAAACUCCUAAAACCUAACUUUCUAAUCCUUCAAAAGAUACGUUUCCUAAAUUUCAAAGAUUCAAAUUGUCUUUAAAAUUUUUAAAGAAAUUUCUCAACUUUACCCCUAUAAACUAUCGUAUUUCUAAUUUUUUUUAAAAUGAUACACUUUGCUUAAACAUGAUAUUUUAUGUGGUUUUACAGAAAAAAAAUAUGUAACUGUUGUGCCCACUGAUAUACGAACAACCCUUGACUAAUAGCUAGGGACGUCAAAAUGAAAAUUUGGAAACGACAAAUCUUUUCACAAUCUUUAUGGAAUCGUACGGGGGAACCAACUCAGGUCAUUAAAGCUUCUUUUUGACAAAACCCUAGAAAAAAUGAUAAUGUUUUUUUUUCAAAGAAAAAAUGAUAAUAUUUAUGUUGUAUAUACAGAACAAUAUAUUCCUGAUAAAAAAACUUUCACAAAACAAAAAACUAUUUUCCUUCAUAAAAGUAAAAUAAAAACCACCAAAAAUAACAGAGUUGAAUUUUCAUAGCAAGUAGGUAGAAUUAGUAACCAUUAGAUAAAGGACACCGCUGGACAAAAGAAUAGCAGAUCUAUAUAUCAAAAACAAAUCGAAAGAAAAGCAGAUUAUAGGAAAACAACAAUACAAAAUACUUUACAUUCAAGAACAUCGGUGUAUCCUGAGUCUUAAAAGACUGGUCUUAUCAUCGAAUGGAAACAAAUCCCUUCACAGGUCGUUUUCUGUUGUUGAAUUUUAUAUUUCAGGACCACUUCUCAAAUUUAUUGGACAUGUCAGAAAUUGCCAUUGCCAAGACUAAAUACGAAAAUACCUACUUGUAUGUGUAUAUAUACAUAGUAAAAAUAUAUUCUAAGAUGAUACUAAAAGUGGUUGAGUUUGAGGUUAAUUCCUAGUAUAUAAUCGCAUUAACCAGUAUAGGAUCGGGAAUCGGAAACCCUAAGUAAAAUUUAAACCCUAGGCUAAAGAAAUCAAACCGUAAUUGAAACGAUAUACCUAAAUCAGAUUCAAAAUCAUCUUUUGCAAGCAGAUCAUCAGUUAAUGAACAAAAACUCAUGCCUUGGUCACUCUACAGUUAACCACUUUCUUGUUACGCAUCUCAUUCAUGCAUACUAUCUCUAUAGAUUUUCUUGUCUUGGUCUGAGAAUUGUACGCUUACUCUCCUCUCUCUCCCUCUCUCUUUCUUCUUUUCUAUUUCCUCUUUUUAGCUGAUUCUCUCUUUUGAUGAUGUGAAAGUUGUGGUCUUGUUUCUAAAAGAAAACUACAAUUAUUGAUUCUUGGUUCUUGAUUCUUGAUUUUAAAUUUGUGAAGGUCCUUAAGCUCGGUGAUGUCUUCUUCCAACAAUGAUUACAUUAAUGGUAACAAUGGAGUGUACCCUCUCUCUCUUUACCUUUCUCCACUCGCUGGCCAUCAAGACAUCAUCCGUAAUCCCUAUAAUCAUCAGCCAACACCAUCUCCGGGCCAAAUGGUAUCAGCAGUGCCUGAGUCUCUGAUGAACUACAUGUCUUUUAGCUCAAACCGUGCUGUGAAUCAGCAAGGGUUCAAGAUUCAUGAGGUGUCUAGAGAAAUCAAGAAGGCGGUGAAGAAAGAUAGGCAUAGCAAGAUUCAGACGGGACAAGGUCUUAGAGACAGGAGGGUAAGGCUUUCUAUUGGAAUUGCUCGUCAGUUCUUCGAUCUCCAGGACAUGUUGGGAUUUGACAAAGCCAGUAAAACAUUAGACUGGUUACUCAAGAAAUCAAGAAGAGCCAUCAAAGAGCUUGUCCAAGAAAAAAAGCUCAACAACACUGAUGAAGAUUUUGGAAAUAAAGGAGGUGAAGUUGAGGAGGAAGAGGGUGAUGAUGGCGAUAAGAGCUUUUUGUAUGGUUCAAGCCCUGAUUCUUGGGAAGAAGAAGUGGCAUGUGAGGUCAAGAAGGCACAGAAGAGAAAUAAGAAGAUUGAUCUUAGCAACAUAUCUUCAAAGGGAUCAAGAGCCAAAGCUAGAGGAAAGGCAAAGGAGCUGACCUAUGAUCAUCCAGAAACCAUCUCCGAGAUCACACAAACUGAAACCAUAGACCCGCUCAAGAGGUCUAUAAUCUCCAAUGAAGGAGAACACAUGACACAUUCUCUCUACAAGGAAGCAACCCAAGAGUUCGAUAGUCAAGAAUGUAUCUUAAGCAAGACGAAGGUCAAUCUUCCCACCAAUAUGGAUCAAAUUUACAACCAGAAUUAUGGAACGUUUAUGUUGAAAGAUCAGGGUUCUAGCAGCAACUAUAAUAAUAUUCUGCCUCAAAACUUGGAUUUUUAUUAUGAUCAAAACUCUUUUAUUGAUCAACCCUUUUGUGCAGUCACCAAGACGAGUUUCCCCAGGGGGUUCCCAUAAAUCUUGAUAUUUUCGGACCAGUAAGCAUCAAAUUUAAACAUGUAAGGCAAAAUAAUCGUGUGUUCCUUUUGUAUGUAUAUUUAUAGUUAUUUGUGUUCUUGGAGACAUGUUAUCUGAUCUUCUGUGACACAUUGAUCAACACAUUUCCUUUUUAAGAGUAAGUUUGUAAUGUGGAAGCAUGUCUUUGGUUAUGUUUGGCCAUCAAAUAUGUGGAGUAUAGACCUUAGCUUUGA
Molecule: messenger RNA, 3515 nt
Organism: Brassica napus (rape)
Lineage: Eukaryota; Viridiplantae; Streptophyta; Magnoliopsida; Brassicales; Brassicaceae
Product: transcription factor TCP1
Exons: 2
Coding region: 2251-3282 (343 amino acids)
Biological process (GO): regulation of secondary shoot formation
Cellular component (GO): nucleus
Molecular function (GO): sequence-specific DNA binding; DNA-binding transcription factor activity
Source: RefSeq, a predicted model, not a curated record